GGGAAGUGAGAACGAGGAAGUUCCCAGGUUGAGUAAUAUGGUGCUGUGCGAGGGCGGAGCCAGGGGGGGCGCUGUUGCGUUAUUAUGGGGGGAGCCCUCGCUCAGCCUAGGAAGCGUCUGCAGCGAAGGCUGGGAAGGAAUUGGAGAUGAACAAGCCCAUAACUCCUUCAACAUAUGUGCGCUCCCUCGGCUAUGGCAUGAUGAUGCAACUGGCCGAUUUUAUUGAUCCGCAGGAAGGAUGGAAGAAAUUGGCAGUAGAUAUUAAAGAUCCCUCUGGAGAGAACAGAUACAGUCAAAUGCAUAUAAGGAGAAUUGAAGCACUAAAACAAGAAGGAAAGAGCCCUACCUGUGAAUUACUUUAUGACUGGGGUACAGUAAACUGUACAGUUAGUGAUCUGGUGGAGGUGCUGAUUAGGAAUCACUUCUUGGCACCAGCCAGACUUCUCCUUCCAGAUGCUGUAAGUGUGAAAGAAGAAAUUUCAGUGCCCUUAUCUUUACAAGAAACAAUGUGUCUAAAUGAAAAAGAAGCUCCUGCAGAGGAAAAGCAAGUAACACCUCAGUUGCUUCUCCCAGCUCCACACAGUGAACGCUUAACUUCAGUUUCUUGUGGUCUAAGUAUUGAGGAAAGCAGCUCAGUUCUUAACAAUACAGGAUUGCAGAACUUUCUCUUUCAUGAGCUCAAAAGCUUUACAAAUAACUUUGAUGAUAAAACAGUGGCAGCUGGUGGCAGCAAGCUUGGUGAAGGAGGCUUUGGCAUCGUAUACAAAGGGUGCAUCAAUGGCAGAACGGUGGCAGUGAAAAAACUUACUGCUCUAGCUGAUGUAAAUAUUGAAGACCUAAAAAAGCAGUUUGAACAAGAAAUAAAAAUAAUGGCAAAGUGUCAGCAUGAGAAUCUAGUAGAAUUGUUUGGCUUCUCAAAUGACUUUGAUCAACCUUGCCUUGUUUAUGAUUAUAUGCCUAAUGGCUCAUUGCUUGACAGACUAGCUUGUCUGGAUAAUACUGCACCAAUUCCUUGGAAAACAAGAUGUAAUAUUGCUAACGGUUCAUCAAAUGGAAUCUGCUUUUUACAUGAAAAUAACCACAUUCAUCGUGAUGUUAAAAGUGCAAAUAUCUUACUAACCGAGAGAUUUGUGCCAAAACUUUCUGACUUUGGACUUGCAAGGGCUUCAGUAAGGUUCACCCAUACCAUCCUAACAGAGAGGAUAGUGGGAACAGCAGCCUAUAUGGCCCCAGAGGCUUUGCGUGGAGAGAUCACUCCUAAAUCAGAUGUCUUCAGCUUUGGAGUGGUUUUACUUGAAAUAAUAACUGGGCUCAGUCCUGUGGAUGAAAAUCGAGAUCCCCAGUUGCUGUUGACUAUCAAAGAGGAAAUUGAAGAUGAAGAAAAGACUCUUGAAGAUUAUGUUGAUGAAAAGAUGAGCAGUUGGAGUAUUGAAUCAGUUGAACAGAUGUAUUCAAUUGCUUGCCAGUGCCUGAAUGAAAAGAAGAACCGGAGGCCAAAUAUUAUGACGGUCAAACAACAUUUAGAAGAAAUGAUUAUUAAAUAAGGUCUCUUUCUGUGACCAGGCUUUGGUAUCUAAACAAACUAUUUGUUUUCUUGAGCAGACAUGGUGUUUGUUCUGCAGGGUUGUUAAAAUCUGUGGAUUUUUUUUAAUGAUGUAUGUUUUGUGACCCUCCUAUUUUUGUUAUAUUUCUUGUACUAUAGAGCAAGGGUGGACAAAAAGUGUCUAAUGGGCUCCAUGAAGUCCUCUUAGCACCUGUUUGUGAUCCUUGGUCCCUUCCUCACCAGCUCACUCUAGAGUGAUGCACAUUAAACACUUACUCAAAUGUGUUCCUCUAAUCCCAGGGUAGGUAAUUGGUGACUCUCCAGAUCUUGUUGGACUACAAUUGCUGUCAUCCCUCCCUGUUGCCUGUGCUGGUUAGGGUUCAUGGGAUUUAUAAUUCAAUAACAUUUGAGGAGCCAUGUUAUAAAUGAACCAGUGAUGUAGCCAAAGGGGGGGGGGGUCUGGAGCCCCCCCCACCCCCGUUCUGUGAAUUAAUGUUAAAAAUAAUAUCAACCAAACUUAAUCUAAUCACAAAAUAUGUUUUCCCCAGUGGAUCUAGUUAUCAUGAAAAAUAUUAAAAGUAAAUGAUGAUAGAUUUACGGUUUAAGAUUCAUUCAGUUAUAGUUAGGGUUGCCAUAGCAUGAGUUCUGGCAGGACAUUCCCGAUUUUUUACCUUUUGGGAAUGUCUCAUCCUGCUUAGACACAUGUCCUGGCCUCUUGAUCCCAAUCACCAUUUUUCCAGUCUCCCCCCCCCCCCCCCCCGGGCUUGGCCUCCCUUUCCCAACAACAUGGGCGGCCUGAGGGUGCAGCCAGGGGGCAAGCUGUUCCAGCUUCUCCAUCCCCAUUGGACAGGCUCAGAGGAGGAGGAGUUUUUCCAGAGAGAGAGCGCUGCUGAGGAAUGGAGGCAGGUGAUUGUGAGCAAGGCGGUGCAGUGCAGCAGACUAGAGACAAGCAGUUCCGACAAGGCCCGGUACUGGCAGGCCUCGCUGAACCAUUACUGCCACUUCCCUUUGGCCAUAUCCUCGCACCUGGUAGGCCUCUCUUGUGGGAGGAGGAAGAGCCCUCUGCUGCCCCAGUGAGACCUGCCAGUACCGAGCCUUGUCGGAGCUCCAUGUCUCUAGUCCUUUUCCAUUCAGCACAGUUUUGGUCAGCCAUUGAAAGCCCCUAGCUGUCUUUGGGUAAGUCACACUCUUUCAGCCUCAGAGGAUGGUGAUAGCAUGCCUGUCUGAAGAAACUUGCCCAGAAAACCCUUGAUAGUGGGAGGCCCAGUAAGGCCUAUCAAGGGGUUUUCUUGGCAAGGUUUCUACAGUUGGGGUUUACCCUUGCCAUCCUUUGAGGCUGAGAGAGUGUGACUCACCAAAGUGGAUUUUUAAUGCUUAAGCUGGGAAUUAAA
Messenger RNA from Sceloporus undulatus (fence lizard), 2934 nucleotides. RefSeq names its product interleukin 1 receptor associated kinase 4 (gene IRAK4). Gene Ontology annotation, biological process: signal transduction; protein phosphorylation. The coding region runs from base 147 to 1544 and encodes 465 amino acids. The transcript is spliced from 12 exons. Gene Ontology annotation, molecular function: ATP binding; magnesium ion binding; protein serine/threonine kinase activity. The record is from RefSeq and is a predicted model, not a curated record. NCBI's taxonomy places the organism in Eukaryota, Metazoa, Chordata, Lepidosauria, Squamata, Phrynosomatidae.